AUGGAAUCUAGUGAUUAUUAUCAAAGUAGAAAUGAUCCCUAUCGUCAACAACAAGAUCAUGAUCAAACUGAACUUUAUGAAUAUGAUACUGAAAAACGUUCAACUACGUCACGUCUUGGUAAUCUAUUUGGUUCAACAUUAUUACAAAAACCACCUAAAAUAUUACAAAAUGCACCUAAUUUAAUUGAUUCAUUACCGGCAAAUGUCAAUCGUACAUUAAUAUAUGCAAAGCUCUUUUAUUUCUGGUAUUUUGCUGCAUUUGGAUCACUUUUUCCGCUUCUUUCAAUCUAUUUCAAACAAAUGGGCAUGGGUCCAUCAUAUUGUGGUAUUCUCAUGGGCUUUCGACCAUUUGUUGAAUUCUUCUCAGCACCAUUUUGGAGCGUUGUUUCAACACGUUUUCGACAGGCGAAAAAUAUUUUAUUAAUGGCACUUUUAUCUUGGAUUGUCUUUACAGUUGCAAUUGGUCUUAUUAAACCACCUCCACAUUCAUGUUGGCGAGAAAUGAAUGCAACACAUCAAUCAAUUGAACGUGUAGGAUAUUCAACUAGUACGAUGAAAUCACAUACAAAACAUCAUAUGAAACGACAAAUAGUAACAUUACCAACGAUUUCUUCGUUAAAGAAUUUAAAUAAAUCAAAAGAAAUAUUUGAUGAAGCAAAAGAUUCCGUUAUUAAAAAUAUUUUAAAUUCAACUAGUAAUCAAAUUAGUAAUAUAAGUAGUUCAACAUCAAAACGACGAAAAACUACAACAGUAGCAACAACUACAACAGCAACAACAACAACAACAAGAAAAAUUAAAACAACUCGACGUUCAACUACAAAAAUUAAUAAGAAUAAUGAGGAUGAUUAUGAAGAAGAUGAUGAUGUUGAAAGUAGCGAAGAAGAUAAUUCAAUAAAUGAAAAUCGUAAAAAACCACCAACUAAAUCUAAUAAAAAACCAUCUGAUACAAAUAAUUUAUUGCAUGUUAAUACACCACAAAAGACAAUUGGGAAUCCAAUAGAAAUAACAUUUACAAAUCUGUCACUUGUCAAACCACUAGCAUCACCUGUCUUAUAUGAUCAAAAAGAUGUACGAAAUGUUUUUAUGGUUUUCUUACUUCUUAUUAUCAUUGGAGAAUUCUUUAGUGCACCAGCAAUAACUUUAGCUGAUGCUUGUACAUUAACAUACUUAGGUCAAGAUACUGAAUUAUAUGGACGACAACGAAUGUUUGGUAGUUUAGGUUGGGGUUUAGCAAUAUUUAUUGUUGCUACUAUACUUGAUCAAUCAAAAUCAUUAACAUUCUAUGCUUGUGGAACAAGUGGACCACUUGAAAAAAAUUAUACUGUUUGUUUUACAGCAUUUACUGUUUGUAUGACAUUUGCACUAAUAACUGCAACACGUUUUCAAUUUUCAUAUGAAACAAAUGAACAAGUACCAUUAAAUACACUAAAUAAAGAUUUAAAACGUUCAAUAUAUCCAACAACAAAAUUAAAUGUUAACGAACAGGACAUACAUAGUGUUCUAAAUGAUGAACAACAAAUACACAUUAAUAUAAAACAACAACAACAACAGCAACAACAAGAACAAUAUCAAACUUCCACUACAAUAAAGUUAAUGCAACUUUUACAAGUUUUUAUGACAUUAAAAAAUGGAACAUUUCUAUUUAUUGCAUGGUGGAUGGGUUGUGGUGUUGGUCUUGUAUUUACAUUUCUUUUUUGGCAUUUACAAGAUCUUGGUGGAUCGCCAACACUCUUCGGUGUGGCUUCAGUUAUUAAUCAUACGAGUGAAUUAUUUGCUUACUUUUUCCUACAUGAACUAAUUCAUCGUUUUGGUCAUGUCAAAAUUCUUUAUUUGGGUUUAUUGGGUAAUUUUGUUCGCUUUGUUUAUAUAUCAAUUAUAACUAAUCCAUGGUGGGUGCUACCAUUUGAAUUUAUUCAAGGAUUAACUCAUGCUGCCGUUUGGGCAACCGCAUGUUCAUAUUUAUCUCAAGCAGCACCCGAAAGUUUACGUUUAUCAUGUCAAGGUGUUUUACAAGGUUUUCAUUUUGGUUUUGGAAGAGGAUGUGGAGCUUUAUUUGGCGGUUUUUUUGCAUCUUAUUUUGGUACUGAUAUAACAUUCCGUGCAUAUGGUAUAAUAUGUUUAAUAUUUAUGGGUUUAUUUAUCUAUCUUAAUCAACGUUUUCAACAACCAGUUGUUACUGGUUAUGGACAAAAUUUAAAUAUUGAUGAUCCACAUCAAUUUAUAGGUAAUUCACCAUUACUUGCUCCACAUGGUGCACCAACAAAUCCUAAAUGGCAAACUAAAUUUUCCUCAGGUUUAACGGCUGGUAUUAAACAAGAGCAAUUACAUUCAACUUCAAUACCAUCUUUUGAUAAUCAAACAACGACAGGAAAUAAUUAUAAAGAUUAUCAUUAUGGUUAUUAA
Molecule: messenger RNA, 2403 nt
Organism: Adineta steineri
Lineage: Eukaryota; Metazoa; Rotifera; Eurotatoria; Adinetida; Adinetidae
Source: the annotation of a GenBank genome assembly